Molecule: messenger RNA, 696 nt
Organism: Oppiella nova
Lineage: Eukaryota; Metazoa; Arthropoda; Arachnida; Sarcoptiformes; Oppiidae
Source: the annotation of a GenBank genome assembly
GCUGAAGAAUUGGCCGUUGAGAAGAAAAUACUGUCGGAAACAGACAAAUAUAUAACGGAAGACGAAAUAUUAGCCAACUCUUGGAUCUUCUUUCAGGCGGGCUAUGAGACGACUGCCUCUACCCUUACAUUUGCUUCGUAUGAAUUGGCACUAAAUGAAGACAUCCAACAGAAGCUGUACGAAGAAGUGAUGUCUGCCGUCGACACCAAAGGAGAGAUUGAUUACGACCUGUUGGCUCGACUGCCGUAUUUGGAUGCAGUCAUCUCUGAGACACUAAGACUUCAUUCACCUGUCCUUAGACUCGGAAGAGAACUCGGAAGAGAGUGUUUGAAUGAUUAUAAAUUAGGCGACACAGGAAUUACCAUUAAAAAGGGACAGGCAGUCGAAAUACCCAUUAAUGCGAUCCAUCUCUCGGAAGAGUAUUACUCAUCGCCCAAUCGGUUCAUUCCCAACCGGUUUUUGCCUGAAAACCGGCAUAAGUUGGUUCCCUACACAUACAUGCCCUUUGGGGUCGGACCACGAAAUUGUAUUGGAAUGAGGUUUGCAUUAAUGGAGACCAAGUUAGGCCUGGCUCAGAUCAUCAAACGAUUCAAACUGUGCCGAAGCUCACAAACAGACGUUCCCCUCAACCUCAAGGUUCACCCGCUUUUGAAUACACCUAAACGGGUCAUCAUUUCUAUCAAAAGGAGAGAUUAA